Messenger RNA from Cololabis saira (Pacific saury), 3106 nucleotides. It is a transcript of the gene c6h3orf38, whose product is annotated as chromosome 6 C3orf38 homolog. The coding region runs from base 47 to 922 and encodes 291 amino acids. The record is from RefSeq and is a predicted model, not a curated record. NCBI's taxonomy places the organism in Eukaryota, Metazoa, Chordata, Actinopteri, Beloniformes, Belonidae. The transcript has 4 exons.
GUUUCUACACGGAAGGAUUUCUAGCAGAACACAAAUAUUUGCUAAAAUGUCACGAUUAUCAGAAAAAGAGCGCGUCGGAUUCAAAAAGAUGUUCAUCUCAAUGACAACAGACGACUUAAAGUCUCUCAGCGACACGGUCACUAAUAAGAUGAUAUUUGUGGAAAAUCUUACGGAGGCAACAGAAGCCAUCCUUUCUUUCUCCAAAAACGCCGAGGAGCUGCUGAGAAGGAAGAAGGUUCAGCGCGACCUCAUCUUCAGGUAUCUGGCGACAGAAGGGGUGGCGAUGCCCCCGAGCAGCGAGAAACACCAGCUGGUGAAGAGGACGCUGCAGCUGUGGAGCUCGGGGGAGGCGGAUGAGACCGAACUCCAGCAGCCCGCAGCGUCUGAUUCCAUGGAAGUGAAACCUGUCGUAGACUUUGAUCCACUGGUCCUGGGCCAGCAGUUCUGCCAGUGGUUCUUCCAGCUGUUGAACAGUCAGAACCCUUCGCUGGGCCAGAAGCCUCAAGAAUGGGGACCGCAGCAUUUCUGGCCAGAUGUCAAACUACGUCUCUUGUCCAGAACUACCAGUGAACAGAAGGAGGAGAUUCCAGGUGCUGAACUGGUCAGCCUUCGUCUCCUGGCCCUGACCAGCAGUGAGCGGCUCCUUUUCAAUCCUAACCUGGAGCCCCGCGGCCUCAAAGCCGUGGCCUCCAGCCACGGCCUGGUGUUGGUGAGCGUGGCCGGAACCAUCCACAGAGACGUGGCCUGUCUCGGCGUCUUUGAGCAAGUGUUUGGCCUCAUCCGCUCACCGCAGGACGAGAACAGCUGGAAAAUAAGGUUUAUCAACCUCAGCAUCAGAGGACAGGAUGCUCUGGGUGGGGCGGAGGCGGCAGCGCCCGCUUUGAGCUACAGCUCCAGUGAGCUGAAGCAACUCUGCAGCUGAAGACAAUCAAAACAUUCAUUUUUCUUUUAGAUUAUAUACGCUGGGGUAGCUUUAGGGAUUGAGCAUGCUCUCUUGUUUGUACUCAUCACUCUUCUCAACACAUGCACUGACGGUAGAAGUCACGUACUGGAUCUGGUUAGAGUAAAUGCAUAAAUUCAUCUUCUGAUGUAAUGUGUGGUAAGCACUCGCAUUAGAACAGACGAGGGUGGACACCGAUGGCUUUCACUUCACUUGUUACAGCUACAACUUGAUGAAAAUUCCCAAAAAGGUUCUCUGGUGUCUUUUUUUUAAUUUUAUUUUAAGAAAAUGAAAUUUCUGUAGCUCCUGAUCCUGGAAGCUUUUUAGUAACUGUAUUUUUUAUUGCAAAGUAUGAUGUGCUUUGGUGGUCCGUGCCUUAAGUAGGAAGUGCUUUACCCUCACUGGCCGCGUUAUUAGCUACACCUGGUUUACCUUAUAAGGUGGCGAGUACAUUAAAGUAGCCGGUGAGUGUAUGUGCAUGUGUUACCAGUAUGCUUUUGUAAAUAUGUACAAAUAUUUAAUGGAGAUCUUUGUUUAUAUGUACUGUAAUGAUAAGUAAGUUUUGCACACGAAAAUGUUGCUUCAUCAUGUGAUGAUACAAAGCAAAGUAAAGCAGGUUUUGAAUGUAAUUAGCUUGAAGUUGUAUUGUUUUUAUCAUCACUUGGUUUCCUAAAGGAUAUGUUGUGUUAUUCAUUCACGGGUGAAAAAGGAUGUGAUGGGAUAAAAACAAAAGUUAAUUAAACGUACUAGCAUUUUAUUUUAAAUGCCGUUCUGCUGCUUUAUAUGUCCAGCCUGUUCAUGUCAACCCUGAACUAAUCUUGGAGGAUGGCCUCUUUGAGUUCCUUAAUGUCUGUUUUCCAUAAAAGGUUCUUAACUGGCUGAAAUGACCAGGAAGUUCAGUAUCUAAGUGGCCAUCAUAAGAGCUGGACACAUUCUCUUAAAAUACAGGAGCGACAUAUAAUGUCAUCUUUUAUGAAGGGGAAGAGUUUCCUACCAGAAUUGCCCUCAGAUGUAACUUUCAGAGUAUAGUUUAUUUUUGUUUUGUUUAGGCUUGUCCUUUGUUCUUUCUUACCAACCUUGGUGAUAAAAUUGUUUUUUAUUUGUCUUAUGGCUUCCAUUCAAAUAAUAAUAAAAACCAAAUGAAGCAUUUGCAAAGAAGUGAAUAAAUCAUAUUGGUGACCUUUUUGGUGACAAGCACCUUUCAGGGCCCACUGCAGUUUCCUUAUUGUCGUGCACCUGCUUCAACAAACCCACAGUCAUCUGGACAAAGCAGGCAGCACUGUGAAGAUCGUGUUCAUCAAUGUAUCCAGUUUAUUUAGCGCCAUCUAGCCUGCAUUACUACCUAUGAAACUCCAGAGGACACAGGUGGAUGCUUCCACAAUCACCUGGAUGACUGAGUACCUGACAAACAAAUCACAGUUGGUGAGACUGAAUAGUUGUGUCUGGCCAUGUGGUCAGCAGCACAGGAGCACCACAGGGGACUGUGCUCUCACCACUGCUUUUCACACCUUACACCUCAAUAGUCAGGCUGCAGAAAUGUUCAGAUGACUGCAGUUGUGGAGUGUAUCAGUGACGGAGAAGAGACGGAGCACAGAGAACUGGUGGACUGUUUUGUGGCAUGUUGUGGGAACAAUCAUCCCAUCUUGAAUGUGAACAAAACAAAGGAGAUGAUUAUUGAUUUUAGGAGAUCCAGAACUGGGUCUCGUUGUUUUUCCAUGAUGGGGAAAAUAAGUGGAUGUGUUGGAGGACUAUAAAUACCUCUGUGUUCACCGGACAACAGACUGGACUAGGCAGAGCGGACUGUACUUCUUGAGGAAGCCUAGGUCCUUCAGCAUGUGCAGCAAGUUGAAUAUCUGCUAUGUCUGUUGUGGAGAGUGCAAUCACAUCUGCAGUCAUCUGUUGAGUGAGCAGCACCAGAGCCGGUAACUUAAAGAAAGUGAACAAACUGAUAAAGAAGUAUGGCUCUGUUCUGGAGCUGAUGCAAAGGAGGACACUUCAUAAAAUGAAGAUCUUCCACAACCCUGAGCAACAACACAGUGAAUCAGACACAGCGUCUUGAGUCAGAGGUUCUUCAGAUCUGCUGCAGCGGGCCGCUCCAGGAAUUCCUUCCUGCCCAAAGCAAAAACCCUCUACAAUGACACUUUGAAGAGACUUGAAUAAUGACUA